UUGAUUCACCCUCGUUCAUAUGUUUUUUUUUGUGUUUCUGGUUUGUUUAUGACGCGGGUCACUGUCUCCGUUAGCUUGACAGCUGACCAAGUAUUAUGCUGUUGUAAAAACGCGCUUUAUUGGUGCUUUCAUAGAGAAUACUGUGCUGUGAAGGAGACAGAUUUAUAAGAGGGUAGAAAGCUAGCAGCAGUAGGCGUUGGUCCGCCGUGCCAGUAGAUUACAUUUGUUAGCCUAGCAUUUUGACUAGCAUACUGUAACGUUAUGCCGUGACGUUGGACAGAAAAAGUGGUUGACGACCCCGGGGGAAAGUAUUUUAAAUUAUAAUACACACACAGAGAGGACAAGUGCAUGUGUGUGGCACUUUGAUUCGCAGGUUAGGCUUUUAAACAGCUGCCUGGCGACUAUAUUUGAGUAGCUCGUAAGCUAAAUUCAUGUUAGCAUGGCGUCAGAUACAAGUGACACCGAGGAAUUCUAUGAUGCUCCUGAGGACGUUCACUUUACUCCAUCUCCAAAAGUGUCACCUGCAAAGUUUUUCAUUCCUUCUCCCAAGCUUUCACAGAGACCAGUAAACGCUGCACAAGAUGUGAGUUGCGGAGUGGCCGCAUCCGAGAAUCAGUCAGAUGAUCCCCUACUGAUCAUUGAUAGCAUCAUUGAGGAGAGUCAAAAGGGAAGUGCUGGUGAAGUGGCCGAGGUGGCUGAGCUGUUGGAUCAGCUUCAUGUUGAUGUGAGAGCAGAACCGGAGGCGGAGGAAGAGGAUAAUGCUCAGGAAGUUCCUGCGGGGCUAGCAGCGCCGGCUGUCCAACCUCAACCUGUGGAGAGGCCAGAGGAUCAACAGGAAAGUGCUGCAACAAACGGAGCAUGCUCCAUACCUGAACCCGCAGACCUCCCAGGGCUAUCAGUCGGCUCUCAAGAAAGCGUUCAGCCCCCAGACAUCACCAGCACCGUCAGACGGAGUCACCCUGGGGGGGCUGGGGUGGAUGGUGAGGGGGAGUGGGGGCACAGACCUGCAGAUAUCUUAGACCAGGUCCCAUUCGCAGAUGGGUCGGCUGACUCGGACUCCUCUGGUCCUCUGAAACCCCCGCGGCAAUUCACAGCGGAACCAGACAUUGUAGCAAGCACCAAGAAGCCUCCUCCCUCUCGCCCACCCCCUCCCAGCGGAGGACCUCCACCCAGGCCGCCCCCCCCAGCUUGGCAGACUCUACCUUCCAGGAAGUCUCAGGAGUGUCUCAGACCAAGUGGACUGGAAGUGUUUGCAGGCGGCUGUGAGGUCCUGGAGCCGUCCGGCCUGGUGUCUCCCAGCAGCACGGUGAGGAGCCUCACCAAAGAGCUGCAGCAUUCCUUGGAUCUGGCCAGCGCCAUCAGUGGAGAAAAAGUGGUCACAGCGCAGGAAAAUGAGGAUGGCCGAGCCUCGUCUGACGACGGAGGAGAAACUCCAGGCUCCCAGCGGCCACGUUCCAACUCUGGUAGAGAACUGACAGAUGAAGAAAUCCUUGCCAGUGUGAUGAUCAAGAAUUUGGACACUGGAGAAGAGAUCCCUUUAAUCCAGGCAGAGGAGAAACUUCCUGCAGCGAUAAACCCCCUCACUCUGCACAUCAUGAGGAGGACCAAGGAGUACAUUUCGAAUGAUGCAGCGCAGUCGGAUGACGAUGACAAGGCUCAGGCUCCUCUGGUGGACACAGAUGGAGGAAAACUCAAACAGAAAACGACCCAGUUUAAAAAGUUCCUGGGCAAGUCUGUGAAGAAGGCCAAGCAUCUGGCUGAGGAAUACGGAGAGAAGGCAGUCAACAAAGUGAAAAGUGUGCGAGAUGAAGUGUUCCACACAGACCAGGACGAUCCGUCAUCGAGUGACGAUGAGGGCAUGCCUUACACCCGGCCCGCCAAGUUCAAGGCAGCACACAGCUUCAAGGGCCCCUUUGACUUUGAUCAGAUUAAGGUUGUGCAGGACCUCAGUGGAGAGCACACGGGGGGCCGUGUGGACGAUGAGUUCUCUCACUGCGGAGGCUGCUGGGCCCAGUCCGGCCAGGACAAUGUGGUUCGCAUCUGGGUCUUGAAGACUGCUUUUGACUACUUUCAUAAUAUGAGAAUGAAUCAUGACUACUCCUUUAUAGUCAGUGGUUCAGAGGAUAAGUACGUGUACAUCUGGAGCACUUACCACGACUUGAGCAAAUUCACUUCUGUACGACGGGACCGCAAUGACUUCUGGGAAGGAAUUAAAGCACACAAUGCAGUGGUCACCUCAGCAGUUUUUGCACCCCACCCAGGCCUUAUUGUUCCACCUGAACCUGGAGCAGACAAACCAGAAGCAGAGUGUAAGAGCCUGGACUCCACUGACUCUGAAACCAUACCCUCAGGAGCCCUAAAGACGGAUCACACAGAGGUUCUACUUUCUGCUGACUUCACUGGAGCCAUCAAGGUUUUCAUCAAUGUAAAAAAGUACUGAGCAUUGCAGAGGCUGUCAGCUCCUCACACUCAGGCAGACUGCAGGAGAUCGCUCCUGAAGACGAAGGAGAGUCUGUCGUCACCCACUACCUAGCGGCUAUCGCUCUGUGACAAAGAGCCGUCUGUAGCCUUCUUUCGGGAAAACAUGGACCCUAAAAUAGAAGGGAAUAGAUGGAGGAAAUAGACUGUACAAUACAGAGGAGGUGUGAAUCCCGGUCACGUUUCUAUUUUUUAUCUUGAAUACCAAGCAACUGUGAACGGUUCUGCGCUAAGGGAAAAAAGAGCCAAGCGUGUGUGUUGUCUGUUCAGAAACAUACGUGUUCAUUUGCAGCUGUGUGGUCCGGAUGGAGUAUGGCAAGAUUAGGUUAUUUUGUAACAGUAUGGGCACCUCACUCAUUUCUUUUGCUCCCACGUUUUAGAAAAGCUAAGUCCUAAUGUCAGUCACACAUUUACGUGUCUUAAAGAGAUGUAACCGUUUGUCUGAAGCAAGGUGGUUUGAAAUGAUUUGUGCCUAAAUCUAGAUCACUUUUCUAAAUUAAACUUCUAAAAUCUUAUUUCUGUAAUUUAUCGAACAUUUUAGCAGAUGACAGCAAAUCUACGGUACAUGAAAUCAGUAUAUGGUUAUUAUUGAUUUGGGCUGGGUAUCUUUAAAAAUGGUCUAGAACAAUAUUGGCUCUUAAGACGUUUUGAUAUUAUUUUUUUUCAAUGAAAGCACAUGUCAUUAUUAAUGUUACUGUAAAUUCAGUGUGUAACAUUUCAUACUUGCUGCUUUUGUAAACAACCAAAUAAUGCUCUAUUCAUUUACUCAAUAAAAGUCCACACAAAGUAAA
Messenger RNA from Notothenia coriiceps (black rockcod), 3269 nucleotides. Its product is annotated as WD repeat-containing protein 44-like. Gene Ontology annotation, molecular function: protein binding. NCBI's taxonomy places the organism in Eukaryota, Metazoa, Chordata, Actinopteri, Perciformes, Nototheniidae. The record is from RefSeq and is a predicted model, not a curated record.